This is a messenger RNA of Rotaria socialis, 708 nucleotides long. The record is from the annotation of a GenBank genome assembly. NCBI's taxonomy places the organism in Eukaryota, Metazoa, Rotifera, Eurotatoria, Philodinida, Philodinidae.
AUGGUUAAUCAAUUACCUGUUACUACUCGUGCAGCAGCAUUAAGAUCGAAAGCUAAUGCAAAUUUAAUUCAUUCACAAGAUCAAGCAACACCAACUUCAACAUCAACCGGCAAAAGAACUCGUAAAUGCUCAGCAAAGCAGAAACGUAAACAAGCUCAAGUACAACAGAUUAUAUCUUUAGAUGUUGUACUUACACCGGUAGGUUUUCAUAAACAACUUCAUGAAGAUGUGAUAUUAAAAAAAGACGAUGCAACAGUUAAACCAACAUCUUCAAUGCCAAUAAUGGGUUCAAUUUCUCCAACAACAUCAUCACCAACAAAGAAUGAUGAUAAUGAUUCUAUCAUAUCAUUAAAUUCAUUAAACAACGGUAUGGCAAAAGAAAAAGCGGGUUGGCGGUGUACUCGAAGAAAUGAGAAUGGCAAUGUCGUUAUUCAUAUCUCGAAACAAACAGAACAAUUCAGUCACUGGAACGGCAUAUUUCAUUGCCAUCCAUAUGAUGCACGUAAAACACGAAAACGUGAUAUACUAAACAAAAUUAAACAUCGUGUUCUUGAUGAAUAUACAUCAAUCGAAAUCAUAAUUGAAGAAGAAUAUAGGAAAGCAAAUCUAUCAGUCGAAGAAAAACGAAUGAUGCCUCUUCUGACUCAAAUAGAAUCUGGUCUACAUAAAUUACGAAGAAAAUCAUUACCAUCAAUAUCACAGAAUUAA